Phycomyces blakesleeanus NRRL 1555(-) is the source of this 2254-nucleotide messenger RNA. RefSeq names its product C2H2-type zinc finger transcription factor. NCBI's taxonomy places the organism in Eukaryota, Fungi, Mucoromycota, Mucoromycetes, Mucorales, Phycomycetaceae. Bases 1 to 1977 code for a protein of 658 amino acids. The record is from RefSeq and is a predicted model, not a curated record. The transcript is spliced from 6 exons. Gene Ontology annotation, molecular function: nucleic acid binding.
AUGGAGAAGUUAAAGCAAGUGUUUACAGAAUUAAAAUUAUCUAAAACUACCUUGUUCGAUUUUGUAAAACAACAUUGCAAUUUAUCUCUCAAAAAAGCUCGGCUUCAACCCAUAGACCGGAAUAGCGAAGAAAAAAUCCAGGAGCGCUUGGAUUGGGUUCGUAAGUGGGACAAAACAGAUCUAGAUUUUACGAGAAACUGUGUCUUUCUUGACGAUUCUGCUUUCCACAUUAAUUUGAAACGUAGUAUGGCUUGGUCAAGGAAAGGUGCACCGGCAGUGGUCACAGUUCCCAAAACACGAGCGACAACAACAACCAUUUUGGGCGCGAUUUCUGCUGAAGGUGUAAUCAAAUGUAGCCUUAGACUUCCUCAGCCUCCAUCUAAUAAAAAGAGAAAGCGGGAAGAUGGCGUUGGGCAAAUGAGCAAAGGAACGUUGCCACUUGUGCAAAAAAGUAGAAAACGUGCCAAAGAAAGCGAAUCUUCCAGGCAAACAAAAACAAUUAAGGCAAAUGCCAUUCCGGUCAACCAUGAAUUCAUUUGUCCUUCCUGCCCGGAAACUUUUGAAUCACUUGAAGACCAAGGCAUUCAUUUAAAGAGCCACAUCAUCACCAGCGUUUUAGAUACGCCAAACGAAGGCGAUGAUUUAGCACCGACAAACUCUUUAAGUGAAUCGAUGUCAAUAAUUGAUCCACGUUUGCCUCAUUAUCCAGUUUGGAAGCCAAUUACAGUAGUAACACAAGGUCGAACAUAUGAUGAGGCUGUUUUGCACGCCUGUAACGUCUCCAAUGUAAGCGACCAAGAAAAAUGUAAAACAUUGUACGUGGUGGAUUCGCUGUCAUUGCGACCAUUUUUCCACGUGGAUGCAAACGGUUGUGAAGAAAAUGGAAUUGCCAGUCAACGCCUUGUGAAUAAGAUGUCUGGAGAGUAUCAAGCCAUUAAAUCUAUUCUGCCAUUGAAGCGGUCCUUCGAGUCCAUGAACACGAGCAUCUGCAUCAACUGUUCUCCAGAGAUUGUUCCUACCCUUACCAACAUAAUCUCAUCAUCGCCAUACAGCAAACUCCUCAUGCAGCGUCAGUAUACGGAGUUGACUCCUGACGUGUGCACAAUCAUCAACAAGGAUUGGGAUUUUUUUCCACAAAUCAAGUUCGCCACGGUCCAGAUAUUCGCAGGAGCUAUUCUAUACAACACAACAAAUGGGCAGACAAUCAUGCUUAAUACUGUCGAAGCAUACGGCCGCACCACGAAAUUGAUUGAUCCACACCGCGAGCCAUUUGGCAAGCUCAAAGGAUUCACCAAGCCGACGUCACUGCCGCCACCAGGAAAGAUCCCUUACUCAGAUAUUUGGCCAGUCUCACUGCACGCAUCGGAAGGCAGUAAAUUGGUCAUUGGAACAUUGGUGUCAAACAUCUUGGUGACUUCCAACAUGAGACUCGACGCUGUUAGCAAGCCAUCGAUCGGUGCCGUCACCCUCAACUUCAAAUUGGACAAAAAAGACGCCCUUGCAACUAAGAUCUUCUUGGAUCACGAUAAUCUCCAAGUUGCUUUAUCCAUAGCCACGGAUCCGGCAGUCACACGAAUAUCAGAUACCAACAUUGUGUAUCAACUUCGCCAAAUUCGUAGUAAAUUCGAUGCAGACAAUGCAUACUCUCUUUGCCGUGCAUCAGACUAUGACCGUGGAACCUCGCCUUUAUCAUCACUAUUUCGGCAUAUGGCAACGAUUGUGCUGCGACUCGGAGUACGCGCUACUCUGGGAAAGGCAACAGUUGAAUCUUGCUUGGGUCAAGGGAAUCUUGACACCCAAAAUGCGUUUACGGUCAUCAUUGCUUUGUAUGGAGAAAGCGAUGAGAUUCCCAUCCUCGGCAAUAGCGAAUUGAGCAAGAGACUCGAGAUUCUAGCCAACUCGUUGGCGCCGUCACUGGUUGCCACGAAUGACUACGUGGCAAAGGAAAUUGCGCUGGCCUUCCAGUUCUAUAAUUAACAUGAAUCUGUAUCUUCGUAUAGCAUAUCCCUUCCUGAAUUCACCCAAUGAGCAUUCUGCAAGUGCCCAAUCUCUCUUCUCCCAAUUCUAAUGCAUUUUUUGCCGUUAUUUUUUUAUUCAAUCACUUCCUCCAAUACUUUGCGGAACUCAUCUCAUGCCUAUCUCCUUUAGCUGGGCAUUUAUAAAUACCCUUCUUCCCAUACUCAUGUUUUCCCAAUUACUUUUAUCCGGUCACAGCAACCAGGUUUAUCUUCAAUAAAAAAAUGCUCGUUUUGCG